This is a messenger RNA of Trichoplusia ni (cabbage looper), 1334 nucleotides long. RefSeq names its product collagenase-like. Gene Ontology annotation, biological process: proteolysis. The transcript has 8 exons. The coding region runs from base 50 to 1132 and encodes 360 amino acids. The record is from RefSeq and is a predicted model, not a curated record. Lineage: Eukaryota; Metazoa; Arthropoda; Insecta; Lepidoptera; Noctuidae. Gene Ontology annotation, molecular function: serine-type endopeptidase activity.
AUAAUAAAAACACAGGUGAGACUAGAGAAAUACAUUUGAAGAGUGAUCGAUGAAGAUGGUGGUGUCUUUGUUCGGACUGUUUUUAAUCUUGGGCGUAGCUCAGGGAGGAGUUUUCAAAUCAGGCCCAGCCAUUAUCGAGGACCUGAGAAAUGCUCAGCCCCCAUCAUCCCGUAUCGUAGCUGGAUGGGAGGCGGAGGAAGGCCAGUUCCCCUACCAGGUCAGCGUGCGUAUGGUGGGAGCGAAUGCUGUUGUCACGUCCUGCGGGGGAUCCAUCCUGCAUGAACAAUGGGUGCUGACGGCUGCUCAUUGCUUGGCCAACUGUGACACAUUCGUGGUCCGCUUUGGUCUCACGAACUUGACCCGUCCGGAGCACAUCGUCGAGUCCACUUUGAAGCACAUCCACCCAGAAUACAUCGAGAUCAUAGCCGGAGUGCAGAGAGACGACAUCGCGCUCAUCGAGUUCACCAGACCCAUCCCGUUCUCUGCCAACGUGCAGCCGAUCCGUCUCAUGAACAGUGCCCAAAAGAACACCAACUACGCCGGAGUCACGAUGAUUGCCAGCGGAUUCGGUCUUACUGACGAUCCUUGGAACGGUGGAACUGGCUCUGAGGUCCUGAGAUGGGUUCUGCAGCGUGGAAUCUCCAACGCAGAGUGCAGGCUCUGGUACAAUGCCCAGAAUGUGCAGGAUCCGAUCAUCUGCUCGCAGUUCUACAACAACACCUCACAGUCCACGUGCCAGGGAGAUAGUGGCGGUCCUCUAGUCUUCGUCGAUGCUGACGACAAGCUGACCCAGAUUGGAGUGGUCAGCUUCGGAAGCAUGUGGGGUUGCAACCACCCAGUACCAUCAGGUUACGUUCGUCCCGGAUACUACCAUGACUGGCUGCAGAAUGUCACAGGAAUGAACUUCGACUGGUCAUUCUCCAGUGAAGACGACGGCUCCAGCUCCUCAGAGGAAGAUGAUGUCACCAGCGCCCCGGAAGAAGACGAUGUCACCAGCGCUCCGGAAGAAGACGAUGUCACCAGCGCUCCGGAAGAAGACGAUGUCACCAGCGCUCCGGAAGAAGACGAUGUCACCAGCGCUCCGGAAGAAGAUGAUGUCACCAGCGCCCCGGAAGAAGACGACAGUGCUUAAAUACCUGAUAACUGUAAGGGCCUACCACCAGAUCUUAAAGUAAGACCUCAGCGUUGCGAACGAGAUAGUGCUCUACAUUGCAUAUAGCGGUGUCGCUUCUGCAAAAUGGACAUUUGUAAAGGUAGUAGGCUGCCUUGACCUUGUCACCAUACGAAUUGGUACCUUAACUUCAUCAAAAGUCAAAAUGAAUAAAUAAGUCAAU